AUGGAUUCAUUAAACAUUGACGGCCUCAGCGUUACCUUUGGUCGAGCUAUCGUAUCAGUGGUGGAGUUGACAGGCUCUACUCCAUUCCCCUCGUCCAUAGUCUGGUACAGAAACUGCGGUACCAUGGAAAGUCAAACCAGAGAGCAAGAAGACAAGCCGCUAUCUGGCAAGGUUGCCGUGGUAACAGGGGCUUCAUUUGGGAUUGGUGCGGCCAUAUCUAAGAUGUUAGCAGCAGAGGGUGCUAAAGUUGUUUUGGUAGCCAGGGGAGAAAAAAUGUUGUUAGAGACAAAAGACAAAAUCGAGAAAGAAGGUGGUGUAGCAUUAGCCGUGAAAUGUGAUGUGACGAAAAGAAAUGAGGUCAAAGAAAUGAUAAAGCGUUCAGGGAGCACGUUUGGUCCGGUAGAUAUUCUUGUCAACAAUGCCGGGGUGUGGCACUUCACCUUCAUGAAAUAUGCCAAAGAAGACCUGUGGGAAGAAAUAGUUGACGUUAACAUUAAGGGCGUCUUAAAUUGUAUCGGAGCAGUGAUCAGUGACAUGUGUGUAAGAAAAAGAGGACAUAUCAUCAACGUAACAGGAGUCAGAGAUCUGCCUUUGAAAGGGAUGGCAGUUUAUACUGGUGCGAAGUAUUUCUUGGAGGGGAUGACACGAACGCUAAGACAGGAGGUGUGCCAGGAGGGGGUCAAGGUGACCAAUGUCCACCUGGGUCCAGUGGACACGCCGGGACUGGCUACCUCUCUAUCCAAUAUGGAUGAUGAUUGUAAGAAACUCUACAAUUUUGCCGAGAGUACCAAUCUUACUGCAGAUGCUUCUGCUCGUGCAGUUAUACAAGCCUUGAAACAACCUCAAGAUGUGGCCGUCAAUGAUGUUUGUCUCGUGCCGCAAGCGUUUGCAGUUUAGAUGAUAGCAGGUCACUAAGAUUUCCUGAUGUAUUAAUCAGAACAUUAUUCAGUCAUGCCUAGAAAAGUUUUACAAGAGAGAAAAAGGAACAAAAUCUAUGGAAAAGACCACAGACGAGACUUCAAUCUGAGAACUUCAUCACGUUAAAUGCUUUACCAUAUCAAUCCACAACCUAAGAAAUAAAGAAUUUAACUAAAUAGCCUGAAUAUAUUACGGAAAAAUUGUCCGAAUCGACUCAGCUCGGUGACCCGAUUAAUUUGUUUGAAUGCAUUUUAUGACCAGUUAGAAUGCCGCGAUAAUAGGUCAGUAUACCGUUCGUCGUGAAAAUGGUCUUUGUCAAAAUGUGCAUAUUUUCUUUUUCAAAACACAGUUAUCUAUGCUCAAAACGUUUGGUGAGUGUUUUCCCAUAUCGGUGGUGCAGCACCUAAUUUUUAUUGUAUUCACUUUGUCACGUGUUUAAUUCGGGUCGCUGCUUAACUGGCUUAAUCGGCAAGCAAGAUUACAUUGUAAAAGACAUUAGAAAAGAAAUACUUUGAGCAAUGGGUCGCUAACUUCCACCUCCCUCUUCAACUCAUGCGCGCACUUCUUUAAAAUGUUACUUAUUUUCACUAAUUAAGUAUCAUUGAUGUCUGUUACAAAGACCUUGGUCUCGGUAUAUGAACAGAGUAUCUUUAAGCGUCGGAUUUGUUGAUAAUGCAGUAGCGGAGUUAGGGGGUGCCAGGGGGGUCCUGACCCCCUUCGAUUUCUGAAAA
Lingula anatina is the source of this 1649-nucleotide messenger RNA. RefSeq lists its product as uncharacterized. Lineage: Eukaryota; Metazoa; Brachiopoda; Lingulata; Lingulida; Lingulidae. Gene Ontology annotation, molecular function: oxidoreductase activity. Gene Ontology annotation, biological process: fatty acid elongation. The record is from RefSeq and is a predicted model, not a curated record. Gene Ontology annotation, cellular component: membrane; endoplasmic reticulum.